AUGCUACGAUUAGUCUUUCGCCCCUAUACGCCAGUCAGACGAUCGAUUUGCACGUCAGAAUCGUUACGGACCUCCACCGGAGCAUUAAAACCGAUUUUAAAUCAGGAAAAACGACAAAGCUCGAGUGGAAUUGAAGAAGAAGAGAAAGAAGAAGAAGAAGAGAAAGAAGAAGAAGAUGAGGAAGAAGAAGAAGAUGAGGAAGAAGAAGAAGAAGAAGAGGAAGAAGAAGAAGAAGAAGAAGAGAAAGAAGAAGAAGAAGAAGAAGAAGAG
Messenger RNA from Mesorhabditis belari, 270 nucleotides. The record is from the annotation of a GenBank genome assembly. NCBI's taxonomy places the organism in Eukaryota, Metazoa, Nematoda, Chromadorea, Rhabditida, Rhabditidae.